CCUAUUUUUCAUGUAACGAAACUUGUAAACAGGAAUCAAGAAUCUGUGUGGUGCUUUACAUAUCUUUCCCUGUCCACUUCCCCCCUCCGUCGCUUAGCCAACAUCCAGUCCCUAAAUCCCAUGGCAACAUCGAAGCCGGGAGCUCAGUCAGCGGAUGAUGACUGGGAUGAUUACCUUCAUGGCAUGUUUAAGAAGCUCAAGGUGGACCCAGAAAGGCUAAAAGAUGAUACCACCUAUGGCACCUCUGGGACGAAGCAGAGUUCUCGCUGGUACAACCAGUCCAUCAAACCGCCAAAGAAAACCCGUAAAUCUCUUGCCCUGCGGAGCUCAAGGAACAGACUGAGUCCAUACAGGAGCCUUCUGACUUGCCAUGGAGGGAAAGCAACGUGCGAGAAUCCGUUAAUACGGAGUAGUAAGUUUACCGCUUCGUCUGAACAGGCGAAUCGGUUGGCACACGGCAAGAUGUGGUCCGAAUCUGGAAAUGUCAAAGUGAAGUUUGCAGCUGGUGUUGGGAAGUGCUCAUGCCCUAAAGAGGAAGUACCAUGCAGGUGUGACACAAAGAAGGAUGGCGAUGUGUGUAGGUGUGGAAGGAAGGUUCCCCCAUGCCACAUUGGUAGCAAGUGCAAAUCUAAGCUUUUAUCGUUCAGAACGCUGGCCACCAUCAUUGAGGAAUCUGGUGAAGCAGUUUCAAAAGAGAAACGAUCUGAGAAGAAAUUGUUUUCUACCGUGCCAUCUUACAAGCUGCAUGAUGGCGCUGCAAGUAAAGCAGCAUGUGUGCGCGAUGCUUCGGCUGAUGCGUCUGCUCGCCCACACUUUUCAAACUAUCGAGACGGUGCUACAGGUUUCAACGUUUCUCCAAAGAUGCAUGUUCCCUUAGCUACUCCACCAGCCACAACUCCAUUUCCAUCUCAGAGUUCAGUCGGACCGGCUGGCAGGACUUCUAACGUGUCUUGCCGCGUGCCUGCUCGCCCGGAGUAUUCUUGUUCGCAAGAGGCAAGAAUGGCCAUUGACGGUCUUCCUGAUGAUACGUCGGUUGAUGACCUGGCAGGCUAUUUUGAUAGCAUUGUCUACAUUCCGAGGAAAAUGUCGGCCAUGGCGGAGAUGAUGUAUACAUGACAGCAGCCAGAGAAGUACCAUGGCAGCUAGAUUAUGAUUAUUAAUUACAAAACUUGUAUUUUAUUAUGUUAUUUACAUGUAUAUAUGUAACAGCCAUUAGACAGAAGAAUGUUUAAUCUCUUUGAAACAAAUGAUUAGUCUAGAUUAUUAUUUUUUGUUGGGUUCAAUCCUUUUAUCCCUAGCAUCAGCUUUCAAUCCGACUCAGAAUGUGAUGGUAAAAUAAUGUCUAUCAGAUGACAGGUGUUCCGUGUAUCAGAAUAAGUAUUACAUGUAUGGUCAAUAGACCUCGCAUGUACACAUACUGAACAUGUACAUGUAAGUACUGCUCAGUAUGAGUCCAUCUAUUUCUGCAUACAUGUACAUCAGGGGUGUGAGAGUUCAGAUUUUUAUCUGAUUUCAGAUUUUUUUUGUUUUUAUUUUCAGCUUAGUUUCAGCUUAUUUUUGGCUUUCCUCUGUGCAAAAAUUAUGGGAGCUCAUUCUAUUUCAGACUUUUUCAACACUAUUCAGCCUCUUUCAGAUCUUUUUAUUUGUGACCACCCGCACCCUUAAUACAUGUACCUGUACCUGUAUUGGAAAGUUAAGUCACUUUCGAUGGCCCAAAUUUACCAUGUAAUCUUUGCAGGCUUCUUCUGAGUGUGUUCUGCUCGCGCAGCAUAAUUUACUGAGCCCCAAACAUGCAGCUACAUGUACAUGUGUGUUACUGUAUCUACAUGUACAUGUCAAUUUUUCUUGACAAGUCUAAUGUCAUUGAAUUAUGAUGCUUUCCACUAAAAAGCAAUUUUAUCUAGCCUCCCCGUCGAGCUUUGCGUGAUAAAUUACACAAAAGGUGAUCAUGCGAUUUUGUAGAUUAUGCCAUGUGUGACAUGUGUGCUGGUUUUUUUUUAUUCGGUCGUAUGUUUGAUCAACAGUUUCGUCUGACAAGUUGUCAGAUCUGACAUCUUGUUGGACAAAAAUGUUGUUGAAAUACUCCCCCAGUCCCCUACUGGCCGAAUGAUCUACCAAAAUUGCCAGGCCUAGUUACAUGUAGAACCUUACUUUCUUUGAAAAAAAGAAGAAAUCAGCAGAAUGUCAUUUUUUUAUACAUGUAGCUUGAUAAUGAGCAGAAGUUUGUAAUUUCUGAAAAAGGGAAUGUAGAUUGCACACCUUUGCAGUUCAUUUAGGGUAGGGGAAGGUGGGGUAUUAAAGUUGUGACACUUUUUGCAUUUUGUAUGUUAGAAUUGAUAUGACUAAUAAUCUUGUAAGAAUAAGUACCUUGUCUUUAAAUUCAAUUCUUAGGAAAUAUUUUUCACAUAUAACUUUCUACCCCCACACUGAAAGUCA
Molecule: messenger RNA, 2436 nt
Organism: Lytechinus variegatus (green sea urchin)
Lineage: Eukaryota; Metazoa; Echinodermata; Echinoidea; Temnopleuroida; Toxopneustidae
Exons: 3
Coding region: 121-1116 (331 amino acids)
Biological process (GO): cellular response to hydrogen peroxide
Source: RefSeq, a predicted model, not a curated record